This is a messenger RNA of Cuculus canorus (common cuckoo), 4493 nucleotides long. It is a transcript of the gene SEC23IP, whose product is annotated as SEC23 interacting protein. Gene Ontology annotation, biological process: endoplasmic reticulum to Golgi vesicle-mediated transport. Gene Ontology annotation, cellular component: COPII-coated ER to Golgi transport vesicle. Gene Ontology annotation, molecular function: protein binding; metal ion binding. Lineage: Eukaryota; Metazoa; Chordata; Aves; Cuculiformes; Cuculidae. The record is from RefSeq and is a predicted model, not a curated record. The transcript has 18 exons. Bases 58 to 3051 code for a protein of 997 amino acids.
AUAUUGGAAGCGGGCGGAAGCGGCGCGGCGAGCAGGGACGUGGCCGGGGGUGCGGCCAUGGCGGCGGCGAAGCCGGGGGCAGCCGGCUCCAGCACCAACCUGCUCUUCUCCUCCUCCGCCACCGAGUUCAGCUUCACGGUGCCCUUCAUCCCCGUGAGCCAAGCGCCGGCGGCGUCGCCGGGCCCCGCUCUGCUGGCAGCCGAUGAUUCUGCAGACGUUGGUGAAGAGGACAGCUUCCUGGGUCAGACAUCUGCGAGCCCCGCUCCACCACAGACUUUCAACUAUUUCUCUCAGGUCCCCAGUGGCAGCGAUCCAUUUGGAAGCAUCGGGCAGCAGCCCUUGACAACCGCUGCACCGCCCGUUGGAGCACCUGCCUUCACCAGGCCUCCAGUUUCGCUCCCGCUUGCGUCUGGGUCCCAGGACGGGCAAAACAGCUUUGGCCCACAUGUCCCCAAGUCGCAAUCCUCGUUCAGCGCACCACCUACUUCACAGGGGGCAGUUUCGGCUUAUCAGAUGCCGCAGCAGAGCUGUCCCCCGCCUGCAAACGUGGCUACUCUUGCCCAGGGAACAGCGCAGCAGGGGUACAACCCUUACCGGCACACCACCCUGAGCAGCAAAGCUAACCCGUACCUCACUCCGCCGCAGCUGCAGCAGAGCCAGGCACCACCACCGUCCUCUGUACCCCCCGCCCAGAUGUAUCAGACGCCUCCAGGACCAUUGACACAGUUUCCACAGCCUCCGUCACAGCUCCGUGCUCCCAGGCCAGCAGGUCCCCUGGUCCCGGCGCCUCCUGCUUUGCUGCAGAACCAAUAUGAACCAGUUCAGCCCCACUGGUUCUACUGUAAGGAGGUGGAGGACAAGCACAUAUGGAUGCCCUUCAGCACUCUGGAUUCUGCAAAGCUAGAGGAAGUCUACAACUCCGUCCAGCCUGAUCCCGAGAGCGUGGUGCUGAGUACUGAUGGGGGACGCUAUGAUGUGUACCUGUACGACAGAGUGAGGAAAGCUGUGUACUGGGAUGAGGAGCCUUCCGAAGUGAGACGAUGCAUCUGGUUUUAUAAGGGAGACAAGGACAGCCGAUUUGUUCCUUACACCGAGGAUUUCAGUGAUAAGCUGGAGGCAGAAUAUAAAAGGGCUGUAACGACAAAUCAAUGGCAUCGGCGACUUGAAUUCCCAAAUGGGGAGACAAUUGUCAUGCAUAAUCCCAAGGUCAUCGUUCAGUUUCAGCCUUCCACCACUCCAGAUGAAUGGGGCACCACUCAGGACGGUCAGGCCAGACCGAGAGUGGUGAAACGUGGAAUUGAUGAUGAUCAUGAUGAAAUUCCUGAUGGAGAAAUGUCCCAAAUUGACCAUCUGGUAUUUAUGGUCCAUGGCAUCGGCCCUGUGUGCGACUUGAGAUUUAGAAGCAUUGUUGAAUGUGUUGAUGAUUUUCGGACUGUUUCCCUGAAGCUUUUGCAGACUCACUUUAGGAAAUCUCUAGAAGAACGGAAGGUGAGCAGGGUGGAAUUCCUUCCAGUCCACUGGCACAGUUCUCUGCAUGGGGAUGCAACAGGUGUGGACAGGAACAUCAAAAAAAUCACUUUGCCAAGCAUUGGGCGCCUGCGCCACUUCACCAACGAAACGCUCCUUGACGUCCUGUUUUACAACAGCCCCACCUACUGCCAGACGAUCGUGGAUAAAGUGGGGAUGGAAAUGAAUCGUUUGUACGCCCUUUUCAUGAGUCGCAACCCAGACUUCAAAGGAGGAGUCUCUGUGGCUGGGCACAGCUUGGGUUCCUUAAUUCUGUUUGACAUACUGUCCAACCAGAAGGACUUGGCUUCUUCAGUGAAUGGUGGUCCAUUCUCUGGUGUUAACGGGACUGUGAAGGAUGUGGCUGCUCAUGACAAACAGAUGACUGAAGAUACCAGUUCUCUAGGCUCCUCGAUUACUACUUCUGGCGAUGACCUUUGUGAGGCUGAAGUGGAUGAUGAUGUUCCUACUUUGCAGAAGACUUUGGAAAUGCUUAGUUUGUCAGAGUACGCGAGCACGUUUGAGAAAGAGCGAAUCGACAUGGAGUCUCUGCUGAUGUGUACAGUCGAUGACCUUAAGGAAAUGGGGAUCCCUCUUGGACCAAGAAAGAAAAUAGCGAAUUUUGUGAAAGACAGAGCAGCCAAGCAGGAACAGAAGAAGGCGUUAGCAGAAAAGAAAGCGGUGCUGGCUGCCACCCUCCAAACUCAAGAAGAUGCCCAGAAAGCAAAAGACACAUUAAAUUCUGUCUCCCCUUCCGAGUCUGGUCAGCUGCGCUCGAAGAGGAAGCUUCCAGUGGGUGCAUCCGUUUCUUCUGUGAACAUCGACUAUGAGUAUUUUGAGGUUGGAACCGGCCAGGUUUCUGUGGUUUACGGUGCGUUGGACUUUGAGCCAGAUAUUUUCUUUGCUCUUGGUUCUCCUAUUGGUGUGUUCCUCACUGUGAGAGGCGUGGAGAAGAUUGAUGAAAACUACAGACUCCCUACCUGCAAGGGAUUCUUCAACAUCUAUCACCCACUUGAUCCAGUGGCGUACAGGUUAGAACCAAUGAUCAUCGAGGACAUGGAUUUAAAACCAGUUCUUAUUCCCCAUCAUAAAGGCAGAAAAAGACUUCAUCUGGAGUUGAGAGACUCUCUUUCUCGCAUGGGAUCUGACCUGAAACAGGGGUUUAUCAGCUCUUUGAAGAGUGCGUGGCAGACCCUGAACGAAUUUGCACGUGCUCAUACAUCUUCAACUCAGCUGCAAGCAGAACUGGAGAAAGUAGCUAACCAAAUUAAAGAGGAGGAAGAAAAGCAAGUGGUAGAAGCUGAAAAGAUCACUGAAAUUCCAGAGCCUCCGAAAGAUGAAGAUUUCUUAGUGAAGGUUGGAAUGCUUAAUGGAGGACGCCGCAUUGAUUAUGUUCUACAAGAGAAACCGAUAGAAAGCUUCAAUGAAUACCUUUUUGCUUUACAGAGUCAUUUGUGCUACUGGGGUUCUGAAGACACCGCCUUGCUGUUCCUCAAAGAGAUAUACAGGACUAUGGAUAUCCAUCCUGAGCAGCCACAACAUUGAUGUACAGAAACCUGGAUUUGUAAGUUUGUUCUAGUAGGAUUUAUGUACUGAGAUUAAAUCCAGCUGCAACCUGGAUGUCUUUACUUUCCCUUUCUUCCUCCGAAGUUCAAAUGGUGAAGCAGGCAGUGAAGAGUUGUUUGGGUUGGCAAAACAAUUUCUGUAUUUAAACGCAGAGGAAGUCUUAAAUCUUCCCCUCUCCGUUCCCCAGAGGUAUCUGAUGUUAGAGGUUAUAGUGUAUAAUAUUUGCCACUACAAAUACGUCAACAAAUAUGAUCUCUCUUUAUCAUGUUUCACUCCAAUUCAAUUGCUCCGUGAAUGUUUAAGUGUAGGAAAACUUGGUGAUGUUGGCUACAAUGAAAUUGCAUUUCCAGUGCAGUAAGUUAAAGAAUACCAACAGUGUUCCAGGGUUGUAAUGUUCAAAUUGUACUAUUGGUGACUAGUUGUGCACCUAUGUGCCAAGGAAAAGGUCACUCCUCUCUGAAGAUGAUGUUAAUAAUUGAUACCAAUAAAUUGCUGAAUGAUUCCUCUCUGUAACCCAGAGUUUUGUUAUCCUUAUGUAGCUUAAGAUUUCCAGUAGAACAAGUGUAACAAGGUUGAAUGGAAGUUGGUUCCCUUUUGAAAAGAAAUUAAAUGCUCAAUCAUAGAAUUGUAGAAUGGUUUGGGAUAGAGGGGACCUCAAAGCCCAUCCAAUUCCACCACCUCCCAUGGGCAGGGACACCUCCCACUGGAUCAGGGGCUCCAAGCCCCAUCCAACCUGGCCUGGAGCACUUCCAGGGAUGGGGCUUUCAUGACAUCUCUGGGCAACCUGUGCCAGGGCCUCACUGCCCUCAUCAGGAAGAAUUUCUUCCUAAUGUCUAAUCUAGAUCUUCCCCCGUCCAAUUUAAAGCCAUUCCCCCUCGUCCCAUCACUCCAGGCCCUUGGAAAAAGCCCCUCCCCAGCUUUCCUGGAGCCCCUUUCAAUACUGGAAGCUGCUCAAAGGUCUCCCCGCAGCCUUCUCUUCUCCAGGCUGAACAACCCCAACUCUCUCAGCCUGGCUUCAUAGCAGAGGGGUUCCAGCCCUCAGAUCAUCUCCAUGGCCUCCUCUGAACCUGUUCAAUCAGUUCAAUGUCCUUCCUAUUUUGGGGAUUUUUCAUUGAGAAUCGCACAGUUGGUGGAUUGUUCAGUGAGAUGUCAUGCAACAAAGCACAGCCAAGGAUGUCUGUGUGGUUGGAAUGGAAUUGCUCAGAACAUCAGAAGGAUGUUUGUGUGGAACUUCAGGAGCUGCUCAGAACUUCUCUCACCACGUGCUUGACUGAACAACAUUUGGGAUUAGGCUUUGGAUCCCAGAGGCCUAAAUGGGAGGGCAGGUAGGGCCCACUGGCAUGCACUUGAUGCUGUGCACUACCAGACCACGAUCUUGUUCACAUGAGAAGAAAUGUCUUUAUAUAGGCCGGGUAAAAUAU